Messenger RNA from Naegleria gruberi, 636 nucleotides. RefSeq lists its product as uncharacterized. Bases 1 to 636 code for a protein of 211 amino acids. The transcript has a single exon. The record is from RefSeq and is a predicted model, not a curated record. Lineage: Eukaryota; Heterolobosea; Eutetramitea; Acrasida; Naegleriidae.
AUGUAUGAAAGAGCACCACCACGGUUAGUCCAUGAUGAUGAAAGCAUGAUGCUGAGACAGGACCGGGUAGACGGACAAAUAUUAAGCAGAACUCCUAUUGAUGGUGGCCAAUUUAUUAAUUUAUUAAAAACUAAUACCAACAAAAAUAAGGAUCACAUCAAGGGAGAAAUAGACAUCUUUUUCCCAUUAAGCGAAUUAGAAAAAUCCAAGAUUGAAACACUCAUCAAUUUGGACAAUAUCGAAUCAGCCAUUGUUUCUACGAGCUCUGUUCUUUGUACGUAUCCAAAUCCUUUGUCUAUGGAUGUUAUUGAUAAAGUCACAAUGGCCAUUACUUCCAAUGCUUUCUUUCACGAUACUGGUGGUAAAAAGUCUUCAGAGUUUUUCAAGGAAUGGACUAAUUUUGUUUCAAAUCUCAACAAGUUCAAGAUGAAUCAUCCCAGUACCUCAGUUUUUUAUACUAUUUCUCGUUUAUAUGAAGAGAUGACAUCUUCCAACACUGGUUUCCCUUCACUCACCCAAGAGUUUUUUCUGGCAGCUCUUCAUUGCAAUAUUUAUUUCUUUAAACCACCUUCAACCCCAAUCUGCGCAUAUUCCUGCUCUACUCUACAAAUUAGUUAUGUUAGCAAGGGCAUAUGA